AUGGCAAAUUCCUGUAUAUACACAUUUUUAUUUUCAGCGCUUUUUAUUCCGGUUCUAGGAAUUAGAAGAGAGCUAAAUGAGAGUCACAUGAAUUGUUCAGGAACACCUGCGGAGAUUAUAUUUAUGAUUGAUUCUUCAACAAGUAUUUGGCCGCCACAUUUCGGCAAACAAAUCAAAUUUGUUCAAGAUAUGAUCGAACAGUUCGAUGUAGGCCCUGGUCCAGAUCAGAUCAGAAUUGGUGUCGUGUCGUUUAGUAACAACGCUCAUGUGGAUAUUCAUCUACGGGAAUCAACGAACAAACGCGAUCUUCUAGCAAGAGUCGGACGAAUCAAACAAAUAAGCGGCAACACCAAUAUUAGUGAUGCUCUUUAUAUGACCAUGAAAGAAGUAUUAUGGUCAAAUAACGGAGCCAGACAAGGCGUGAAAAAAUUUGGUAUUCUCAUGACCGAUGGACGUUCUCAGAAUAGGACUGCAACACAAAUAGCAGCUGACUAUUGUCGGCAGAGUGGUAUCGAUUUGUUUGUGAUUGGUAUUGGACAUCGCAUUGAUUACAAAGAAUUACUGGCAAUUUCAAGUUUACCAACAGAAAAGUUUCUGAUUUUCAGCCCCACUUACAACUCUUUAAUUACCAUCGAAAAUCAACUCAAGAUCCGUGCUUGCAAUUUUGUGCUAACUGCAGAGAACAAUAGGCUCUUUGAGUCAGACCUCAUGGCACUCCCUGCACUUUCACCUACACCCAGUGAAGAGAACGUUUGUUGGAACAAAAAAGCCGAUGUUUUCUUUCUACUGGACAGUUCUUCUAGCAUCAAAAUGAACAAUUUUCAAAAACAGAGUACUACUAAAAUUCUGACUUACAAGGCAUGUACAGCAGCUAACCAAACACUCCCCCGUGACCAUGACACCUGUUACUCAAGCGAAGAGACUGAAGUCAUUUUUAUGAUCGCUGCAACUCAUCUUGGUUUUGCAAAAACCAAACAAGUGCUCCGGUCUAUUACUGAAGUUGUUGACCGACUGGGCACACAUUCUCCUUUCACUGUGGGAACAUUGUUUGAUGAUUGUCCGGCAAACCAGGAAGUGUGGCCUGGUUCAAUUGAUAACAAGCAAGAAUUAAUAAACAGAAUUUUGAAUUUUAAAUACCGACCCCUCAGCUCUCUAUUUCAUCGCCUUGAGAGUUCUCAUGAGGAAAUGUCUUCACAAUCUUCGACGGGUGGCGAUAUACGCAAAGUUGCUGUACUUUUCAUUGACCACACAAUGGACUUGAAUGAACGAGAACUUCAUAAAGAGGUCAAUGAAGUCAUUUUGGAAGGGACACAGAUAUACGUUGUGGUCAUUGGCAAAAAAGUUAAUAUGCCUUUACUGCAGCAGAACAUUGCAAGAGGAAACGUGAACAGUAUUAUCGUGGUCCCUUCAUAUGAUACAUUGGUUGAUAUGAUGCCUUCGAGGCUUCUUAGUAGACUGUGUAAACGGCCCUUCAAUGUAGUAGAAACUUAG
Molecule: messenger RNA, 1491 nt
Organism: Acanthosepion pharaonis
Lineage: Eukaryota; Metazoa; Mollusca; Cephalopoda; Sepiida; Sepiidae
Source: the annotation of a GenBank genome assembly